AUGGUGAAGAGUGAGGCAUGUGGGCAGCGCCAAGCACCAACGUCACAUGCGGGAGCGUUGCGACACAGCUGUAUCAACAGCUUCAAGCAGCCAUUGAACCACACCGCGCCCUUCUACGGGCUGUACGAUACGCUCGUUAGUAUGACUACGGCCGUCAAUAUGCGCGCCCUGCGCAUCAGGCCCUCGGUGCCUCGCCUGCGGUCGUCGCAGCGCCCGUUCGUGCACCCCACGCGACAGGCUUCGACAGCUGCCACCGAUGCUCACACCGCAGCAAAUCGCACGAAGAACUUCGUGUACGGCACCGCCCUAACAUUUGCGUUAUCAUUCGGCUACCUGUACGUCACCGACACACGCUCCAGCGUCCACGAAUGGCUUGUCGUACCUGUUCUGCGGCAGAUUUACCCCGACGGAGAAGACGCGCACCGUGCCGGGACCAAGAUAGUAAAGGCGCUUCAUAGCUUUGGCUUGAAUCCUAGAGAACGAGGCAGUCCAGAUGCCGCUGGAGAUCUCGCGGUGGAGUUGUUCGGCCACACGCUGGUUAACCCCAUCGGAACGUCUGCCGGCAUGGACAAGGGCGCCGAUAUUCCAACGCCUAUCUUCGAGCUCGGUGCUGGCCUUGUCGAAGUUGGAGCUGUGACCCCGCUGGCGCAAGAAGGAAAUCCUAGGCCGAGGGUCUUUCGGCUUCCGUCGCAGAAUGCCCUCAUCAAUCGCUAUGGCUUCAAUUCUGAGGGUGCAGAGGCGGUUGCCAUGAGGCUACGACACCGUGUCAGACAAUUCGCAUACCAUUCAGGGCUAGGCAUCGAUGAGGAGGCGGAACGCUUGGUCUUGGAUGGCGAAGCGGGUGUUCCGCCAGGCUCGCUCGUUCCUGGCCGGUUACUGGCAGUCCAGAUCGCAAAGAACAAGACUACCUCUGAGCAGGAUAUUGAAGCUGUCAAGAGGGACUACACCACUUGCGUCAAUCAGCUGGCCAAGUAUGCCGACAUCAUCGUUGUCAAUGUAUCGAGUCCCAACACGCCCGGCCUGCGAGCUCUACAAAACGUGGAACCGCUUACACAGCUGUUGGACAGCGUCGUGCAAGCUGCUAAAAAGGUGGAUCGAAAGACAAAGCCCGCUAUUAUGGUCAAGGUGAGUCCGGAUGAGGACUCUGAAGAGCAAGUAUCUGGCAUAUGCGAGGCUGUAUGGGACUCCGGCGUGGACGGAGUGAUAGUUGGGAACACCACGAAGAGGCGACCUGAUCCCCUCCCUAAGGGCUACCUCCUUCCUCAGGAAGAAGCCAAUCUGCUCUUGGAACAAGGAGGCUACUCUGGACCACAAAUGUUCGAGCGCACUUUGACCCUCGUGAAGAAGUACAGGAAGACGCUCGAUGAUGGUCCGAAGCAGCUUUCGCCGCCGCCCUCGAAACCAGAAUGGCCCGAUGUGGGUCAAUCCACUGGCGAUGAACCGGACUCUUCGAUUGUUCCGAAGCUACAGGACUCGCCUUCAGACGCUCUCAGCUCGGCAACCUCUGCGCUUCUCCCUGCAUCCGCGAAUCUACCGACGGAAGCGUCACCACCACCGACCAAUGUCGAUAAGGUGAAUGUUUCCACGCCCGGGAGCAACGCUGCCCCUGCCCCUUUUACUGCUGGCCCAAGGAAAGUCAUCUUCGCGACUGGCGGCAUUACAAACGGUCGUCAAGCACGAGAGAUCCUCGAUGCAGGUGCUAGUGUGGCACAGGUCUACACUGCGAUCAUCUACGGUGGUGUUGGUACGAUAACUAGGAUCAAGGAAGAGAUGAGGGAAGAGGCAAACAAGAAACGGUAG
Messenger RNA from Didymosphaeria variabile, 1800 nucleotides. It is a transcript of the gene URA9, whose product is annotated as Dihydroorotate dehydrogenase (quinone), mitochondrial. Gene Ontology annotation, molecular function: dihydroorotate dehydrogenase activity. Bases 1 to 1800 code for a protein of 599 amino acids. Gene Ontology annotation, biological process: 'de novo' pyrimidine nucleobase biosynthetic process; pyrimidine ribonucleotide biosynthetic process. The transcript has a single exon. Gene Ontology annotation, cellular component: cytoplasm; mitochondrial inner membrane. Lineage: Eukaryota; Fungi; Ascomycota; Dothideomycetes; Pleosporales; Didymosphaeriaceae. The record is from RefSeq and is a predicted model, not a curated record.